AUGCUGAGGCACCUGCUGGUGCCUUCAAUACGACGGGCACCUAUAUCAGCUGCAAGAAUCGUCACAUUCAGGCCAUCAACAUUCCUCAAGCCAUCCGCCAUAACAUCCACCACUACCACACGCUCUUUCACCUCGACACCAGUCCAGAACGCAACGCUUAAUCAGGUUCUGAAGGGCUGCCGUAAACCUCGACGCGCCCGCCACGCCGUUUCCCCUGCCCUAGCCGGCGGCGCCGAUCCCCAGCGCAAAGGCGUCUGCAUCAAGGUCGGCAUCACCCGGCCCAAGAAGCCCAACUCGGGUGAGCGCAAGACGGCGCGUGUGCGCCUGACCACCGGCAAGACUAUCACCGCCUACAUCCCUGGCGAGGGCCACAACAUCCAACAGCACAGCGUGGUGCUCGUGAGAGGCGGGAGGGCGCAGGAUUGCCCUGGUGUGCGGUACAAGCUUGUCAGGGGCGCCUUGGAUCUGGGCGGCGUGUCGAACCGGACCAACGCAAGGAGCAAGUACGGGACUAAGAAGCCCAAGAAGGCCUCUGUGGGCUGA
Molecule: messenger RNA, 543 nt
Organism: Cryphonectria parasitica EP155
Lineage: Eukaryota; Fungi; Ascomycota; Sordariomycetes; Diaporthales; Cryphonectriaceae
Product: ribosomal protein S12
Exons: 2
Coding region: 1-543 (180 amino acids)
Biological process (GO): translation
Cellular component (GO): ribosome; small ribosomal subunit
Molecular function (GO): structural constituent of ribosome
Source: RefSeq, a predicted model, not a curated record